GUUUGAUUACCACUCAAAAAACGAACAGCUGUUUAUCGUCCAACAAAGCUUCGUGCAUCUCUUUGCUCUUCUUCUCCUAACUGUCUCCCUCUCACAUCUCCUCUCUGAUUCUUCGCCUUUGGAAAAGUAAACAGAAAAAGAGAAGAAGCUUUUAAAAUCCAGCAGCUAGCUAUGGCGUUUCUUCUACCUAAUCUCUCCCCUUCUUUCCUUCUUCAAACUGGAAAAUCCCUCAAAGAUAAACCCAUUUACAACCAAUCUCUAUCGUUAUCAUCGUCUUCCUCCAAUUGCUACGAAUUUGAAGAAGAUAGUCUCUCUCUGCUUUCUCUUCCCGUCCACGCUCCUCCUGUUCGAGGUGCGCAGGUUAAGACCAGACCCAGUGCGCAAGAUAAGCACCAGCAUGACAAAGAUGAAUUCUACAUCAAUCUUGGUUUAGCUGUACGCACGCUCCGUGAAGAUUUGCCUUUGCUCUUCACCAAAGAUCUCAAUUACGACAUUUACAGGGAUGAUAUAACAUUGGUGGAUCCAGUGAACACGUUCUCUGGGAUUGAGAACUACAAGCUGAUUUUCUGGGCACUCAGAUUUCAUGGGAAGAUACUGUUCAGAGAUAUAUCACUUGAGAUCUUCAGGGUCUGGCAACCAUCAGAGAACAUGAUUCUCGUCAGGUGGAAUCUUAAAGGUGUACCUAGAGUUCCAUGGGAGGCCAAAGGGGAGUUUCAGGGCACAUCUCGUUAUAAACUCGACCGCAAUGGCAAAAUCUACGAGCAUAAAGUCGAUAACUUGGCUUUCAACUUCCCUCACCAGCUCAAGCCUGCCACUUCUGUUUUGGAUUUGGUCACUGCAAGUCCCAAUCCAACUUUCAUGUUUGGCUCUGCGGUUUCAUACUCAUCUUCUUCUUGGAUUGAGUUCUAUCAAGCUGUGCGAAGGACAUUAGACAAGCAAGAAGAGCAAAUCCUUGUGCAAGACCGUUUUGUCAUAUGUUCAUAGAGCCGUUGGGUCACACUCUGGUGUAUAUAUCUAUACUGUUGCAUUGAAGAUAAAUAUACUUAUAUAUAUGUGCAGGCAUAUGUAGAUGUGGUUGACUUAGGUUUUCAGAAAUCAUGAAGGGUAGGGAAACCAAACGCAACACACUCUGUGUAGUGUGUACUCAUGAGCUUUGUACAACUUGCCUAUCGAAUAAUGUAAACAGACAAUUAUUAUCUUAUAACACACUCGAGUUUUUGU
Eutrema salsugineum is the source of this 1221-nucleotide messenger RNA. RefSeq lists its product as uncharacterized. The transcript is spliced from 2 exons. NCBI's taxonomy places the organism in Eukaryota, Viridiplantae, Streptophyta, Magnoliopsida, Brassicales, Brassicaceae. The record is from RefSeq and is a predicted model, not a curated record. Bases 172 to 984 code for a protein of 270 amino acids.